CUUUGCUGGAGAAGCAGGAGGCGAUGUUGUAGAAGUGCUCAGAGGAGCAAGGGAAGCUGGAGGCUGAGUGGGCAGAAUUCCACACACAAGAGAAGCUGAGGGAGGAGUGGCUGGAGCAGAAGAGGGAGCAAUCCCGGCAGAUAGACCUCAUCAGGAUGAGAUUGGCCAAGGAGCAAGCAGAGCUGAGUUUCCAGGGCCAUAGGCUGAGAGCCAAGGAGGAGCAGCUGGAGAGGGACAGGGAGCAGUUAGAUGAAUCCUGGCAUGAGCUGCAGCUAGAGAAGGAGAAGGUGAACAGUGCUACAGAGACCAUCCAGAAGCAGAAGAAGGAAAUUAAAAGCAUGAUUGAACGCUCAUCCCAGAAGUAUAGAGUAGGGAAGCGAGCCCUGCGGGAGGCACACCGAAUAGAGUCCGUACACCAGGACAGGCUCCAUGCCAUGCAGAGUCAGUUGGAGGAGUUGAGGCAGCAUCAAGAGCUUCUACACCAGGAUUGGCUGAGCGCAAUUCAGCAGAGGAGACAACUCGAACAGCUGUGCAACUCAGCCCAGAACCUCUGUGCCCCUAUGGAAAGCGUCUCCAGCACACCGUGCAGAAUCCACACUCAGCAUGGCCUGUGGUGUUGCAGGGACAGCACAGACAGCUCCACUGCACUCUAUGCCACACUGCAGAUGCUGAGACACAGGGCCCAGAUGGAGCUUGAUUUCUUGGAAGGUGAGCGCAUCUUCCUGGAGUCCCUGAAGAAAGCACCCAACUCUGCAUGAUGCCUGUCUGCUGGAGGAGGUGACAUCCCCCCACAUGCUACCAAGGGAUACUGUGCCCUCUGACCUGGGGAGGAAAGUAAACAAUAAAUACUCCAAGUUGUCA
This is a messenger RNA of Neopelma chrysocephalum (saffron-crested tyrant-manakin), 861 nucleotides long. RefSeq names its product fas-binding factor 1 homolog. Lineage: Eukaryota; Metazoa; Chordata; Aves; Passeriformes; Pipridae. The coding region runs from base 156 to 758 and encodes 200 amino acids. Gene Ontology annotation, biological process: cilium assembly; establishment of epithelial cell polarity. Gene Ontology annotation, cellular component: centriole; ciliary transition fiber; ciliary basal body. The transcript has 6 exons. The record is from RefSeq and is a predicted model, not a curated record.